AUGUUCGGUGCGAAGAUGUUAAGAAAGAUGCUCCAUUCACGUGCGAUGAGGCGAGCCCCACAGCUCCUACGUCGUCUAUUUGCUGCCGCUGCUGCAUUACUGGUCCCCUCCGCCUUCUUCUGGGCAACUUCUUCGAAGAACGAAGGCCCCGCCGCUGUGCACACGUCCACCAAGCAGGAAGUAGUUACUAAGAAUGGCAAGAAGAUACUCAGGACUACGACAACCACAGAGCACGCCGAUGGCACAACGUCCACGCAGUCGAAGGAAGAGUUGAUUAGAUGA
Molecule: messenger RNA, 282 nt
Organism: Perkinsus marinus ATCC 50983
Lineage: Eukaryota; Perkinsozoa; Perkinsida; Perkinsidae
Exons: 4
Coding region: 1-282 (93 amino acids)
Source: RefSeq, a predicted model, not a curated record